This is a messenger RNA of Kluyveromyces marxianus DMKU3-1042, 588 nucleotides long. RefSeq names its product ubiquinone-binding protein COQ10 (gene COQ10). Bases 1 to 588 code for a protein of 195 amino acids. Lineage: Eukaryota; Fungi; Ascomycota; Saccharomycetes; Saccharomycetales; Saccharomycetaceae. Gene Ontology annotation, biological process: cellular respiration; ubiquinone biosynthetic process. Gene Ontology annotation, molecular function: ubiquinone binding. Gene Ontology annotation, cellular component: mitochondrion. The record is from RefSeq and is a predicted model, not a curated record. The transcript has a single exon.
AUGCUAGUGUCUAGUUAUGCCAUACCGUCAAGAUUAGGCACGAGAAGCCUACUCCGCAGAUCAUUCUUUAACAUUUCAUCAACGGCAUCGGCUAACGACGAGCAGCACUACAUAUUACGCAGGAAGAUAAGAGGCACUCCACAAGAGGUAUAUGAGGUAGUAUCUGAGGUUUCUAAGUACCACGAGUUCAUUCCAUAUUGUGUAGAGUCCUUUGUUAAUGCCCGUGAUGAAAUGAAGCGUCCAAUUGAGGCCGGUCUGCGGGUGGGAUUUAGGCAGUACGAUGAAAAGUUCAUUUGCAAAGUAGAGUGUAAAGACAUAUCAACUUUAGUGAAGACUGUUUCUGCAGAGUCGCUGAGCCAUAACUUAUUCCACGUUUUGAAUUCCAAAUGGACUAUCAAGGCUCAUCCUGGUCGUACCGAUUAUACUGAAGUGGAAUUACUUUUAAGGUAUCAGUUCAAGUCAAAACUAUAUUCCAGUGUAGCAUCAUUGUUCGCAAAAAGUGUCACUGAGUUGAUACUGAAGGCAUUUGAUAGAAGAGUAUAUCAAUUGAAAAGAGACAACUCCAUGAGCAUUAAAAAUACGAAAUAA